Molecule: messenger RNA, 1298 nt
Organism: Neltuma alba
Lineage: Eukaryota; Viridiplantae; Streptophyta; Magnoliopsida; Fabales; Fabaceae
Product: zeatin O-glucosyltransferase
Exons: 3
Coding region: 93-1088 (331 amino acids)
Molecular function (GO): UDP-glycosyltransferase activity
Source: RefSeq, a predicted model, not a curated record
AGGCCUCCUCACAUCUACGUGAACCAGUGGCAGCUCUUCUGCGAUCCCUUUCGUCUGCAGCUAGAAGGGUUAUUGUGAUCCAUGACUCCCUAAUGGCGUCUGUGGUGCAAGAUGCCACUGACAUUGCAAAUGCUGAGAAUUACACUUUUCACAGCGUCUCUGCCUUUACCAUGUUCUUGUAUCUCUGGGAGGGAAUGGGAAAACCUUUGAUAGACAGCACUCAUAUCCCCAAAGAAGUUCCUUCUCUUGAAGGAUGCUUCCCAACCCAAUUCCUAGAUUUCAUUGCUUCACAGUAUAUAUUCCAUAAAUUCAAUGAAGGGUACAUUUACAACACAAACAGGGCAGUAGAAGGUCCAUACAUGGAGCUAAUAGAACGAAUCAGCGGUAGCAAGAAGCACUGGGCUCUAGGACCGCUCAACCCUUUGACCAUUGAGAAGAAAAGUAAUAAAGCAAGGCACUUAAGCUUGGAGUGGCUGGAUAAACAGAAACCAAAGUCAGUGAUAUAUGUAUCUUUUGGGACUACAACAGCCUUCACGGAGGAGCAAAUCAAACAGCUUGCGAUCGGAUUGGAACGAAGCGAGCAAAAGUUCAUCUGGGUACUAAGAGACGCUGAUAAAGGUGACGUCUUUAACGGAGAAGCUAGGAGAGCUGAGCUUCCAAGGGGAUUUGAAGAGAGAACUGAAGGCAUUGGAUUAAUUGUGAGAAACUGGGCACCCCAGUUGGAAAUUCUAAGCCACCCUUCAACGGGAGGGUUUAUGAGUCAUUGUGGGUGGAAUUCGAGCAUGGAGAGCAUCACUAUGGGGGUGCCAAUAGCAGCAUGGCCAAUGCACUCGGACCAGCCAAGGAAUAGAGUUCUGAUGACAGAAGUGCUCAAGGUUGGUUUGGUUGUGAAGGACUGGGAUCGCAGAGAUGAGAUUGUUACUGCCUCAGAUAUUGAGAAUGCUGUGAGGAGAUUGAUGACAACAAAGGAAGGUGAUGAAAUGAGAAAGAGGGCAAUGAACCUCGAAAAUGCUGUCCGGUGGUCAAUGAAGGAAGGAGGAGAUUCAUGUUUGGAAAUGGACACUUUCAUUGCUCAUAUCACUAGAUAGAGUAUGGUCCUGCUUUUACUACGCCUUACCCGCCAAACGAUGUUAUCGAACGGAAAUGAGGCAGCUUUCGUUGUGUACGCAGAAGCAAGCGAUGAGGUGGGGAAAAAAAUUCGGCGCUACGCCCACAAAAGUUUUAAAAGUCCAUACCCACCAUACUUUUUUCUCUUGCCAGUCUAUACCCACCAUAUCUAAUUGCUGCGACCACGUGCA